AUGGAAAAGAGGGAGUGGCCACUAUUUGUUUAUGGUGGUCUAUCAUCCUGUAUUGCCGAAUUUAGUACCUUUCCUAUUGAUACAACCAAAACUAGACUACAAGUUCAGGGGCAAUUGGAUGGACAGUUUAAUAAAAUUAAAUACCGUGGAAUGGUGGAUGCUUUUUGUCAGAUUUAUAAACAAGAAGGUUUUUUGUCACUUUAUUCUGGAAUUAGCCCUGCAUUAAUACGUCAGUGUACAUAUGGUUCACUUAAGUUUGGAACGUAUUAUACAUUAAAACAAGCAACUAAUGAAUAUCUAAAGGUGACCGAAGAUGUAGCUGUAAAUUUUGGAUGUGCUAUAUGUGCUGGAAUAAUAUCUGCGUCUAUUGCUAAUCCUACAGAUGUGCUUAAAGUCAGACUUCAGGCUUUGGGUCGAGAUAAAACUGGAAUUUUUGUAGAUAAUAAUGUUUUUAAAUGUUUUCGUUACAUUUAUGUACACGAAGGACUCCGAGGUUUGUGGAAGGGUGUUGGACCAACAUCGCAACGAGCUGCAGUUAUUGCAGCUGUUGAAUUGCCAGUUUAUGAUUACUGUAAACACAAGUUGAUGGACAUUUUUGGCAAUCAUAUUUUCAAUCACUUAAUCUCUAGUCUAAUAGCGAGUUUCGGAAGUGCUGUUGCGUCUAAUCCUAUUGAUGUAAUCAGGACUAGACUGAUGAACCAGAAGCACAAUAGAAAUACUGAGCUUGUUCAACAACAUAUCUAUAGAGGAAGUAUUGAUUGCCUAAUAAAAACUGUUAAGUAUGAAGGAGUUGUGGCACUGUACAAAGGUUUCAUUCCCACUUUUGUUCGAAUGGGACCCUGGAACAUAAUAUUUUUUGUGAUUUACGAAAGACUGAAAACAAUCUAA
This is a messenger RNA of Macrosiphum euphorbiae (potato aphid), 888 nucleotides long. NCBI's taxonomy places the organism in Eukaryota, Metazoa, Arthropoda, Insecta, Hemiptera, Aphididae. The record is from the annotation of a GenBank genome assembly.